AUGCAGUGGAAGUCAUUCCUUCUGGUCAUCUCCGCUGCCCAGUCAGCCCUGGGCCGGUCUCAUAUCCAUCACCGCCGAAACAACCAUCACCAACAUGUUGACUUUCAUAAACCCGAACCCAAAGCCGAGCUCGAAGCACGGCAGAUUGUGAACUUCGACGCAGCAGUUAAAGUCAAGACAAUCUUCGACCUAGAAAUCGUCACCCUCACCACAACGAUCGCUGGACAGGUUCCCACUGAAAUCCCAACCACAUCCCCCAUCACCAGCCUCGUCUCAGAAACCGCAGUCGCGGAAACAAACGAAGGCGCCGCUCUCCUCAGUGCUAACAUCGACAUCGGCAUUGACGCAAACAACAUCCUUCCUCACCAUACAUCGACAUCCACAGCAGCAGCAGCCACGAGCUCGGCAUCCACCGCAUCCUCCGACUCCUGGGCCACCCACCCCUCCAACAACCAAUUCAGCACGACCGGCUUCGGUGCGCGCACUAACUCCACCGGCACGGGGGUCACGUAUGCUGGCAACGUCGGAAACCCCUGGGGCAGCAAUAUCAUCGAAGUCAGCGCCGCCUCCGCCCACCAAUACAAAUACGUAGUGCAAUUCAGCCACAGCAGCAGCUCCGACUGGACCGUCGUCAUCUGGAACAAGAUCGGCCCUGACGGCGAAAUGACCGGCUGGUACGGCAAUUCAGCCGUCAACUUUACCCUAUCCGCUGGCGAGAAGCGAUACGUUGCGUUUGACGAGGAUAGCCAGGGAGCAUGGGGUGCCGCGGAGGGGACGAGUCUGCCCACGGACGAGUACGGAGGCUACUCGUGCACAUGGGGGGAGUUUGAUUUCGGGGACCAGAAGAAUAAUUACUGGUCUGGGUGGGAUGUUUCGGCCAUUCAGGCGCAAAAUGCUGGACAGACGGUCCAGGGGAUGAGUAUCUGCGAAUAUGGCGAUACCAAGUGUUCGUAUAUUACGACGGGGGCUGGAAAGGUCGUGAAUGCGUAUGAGAGUGCGCAGGCGUCUAUCGAUGGUAUUGGAGGGUCGGUUGGACAGGGGGCUGUGAGGCUUGUCACUGUCCUGGAUUAUAGUGGGUAG
Aspergillus melleus is the source of this 1080-nucleotide messenger RNA. Its product is annotated as putative allergen Asp F4-like. Bases 1 to 1080 code for a protein of 359 amino acids. The transcript has a single exon. Gene Ontology annotation, molecular function: IgE binding. Gene Ontology annotation, cellular component: extracellular region. Lineage: Eukaryota; Fungi; Ascomycota; Eurotiomycetes; Eurotiales; Aspergillaceae. The record is from RefSeq and is a predicted model, not a curated record.